Molecule: messenger RNA, 507 nt
Organism: Arabidopsis lyrata subsp. lyrata
Lineage: Eukaryota; Viridiplantae; Streptophyta; Magnoliopsida; Brassicales; Brassicaceae
Exons: 1
Coding region: 110-262 (50 amino acids)
Source: RefSeq, a predicted model, not a curated record
GUCUCUCUUAUUAUAUUCACCAAACUCAAAUAAACAUUAAAAGCUCUUCACACUUCUUGUGGCUGCGUGGAUCUUUCUUCAGGCCUUUUCAUAACCAACAAACAAAAAAAUGAUGUAUUUCUUUGCUAACUUGGUCAGCAAGAGUUUUGACCGUGCUUCUGCGGUGUAUGUUGAAGAUGUGGUGGAUUGCUCUCGAGCCACAUGUGUUGAGAAUGGUGGUGACGACGAUGACAGUGGCUACGAUUAUGCUCCUGCUGCGUGAUUGUAGAUAAGAUAAUUUCGAUAUUAGCUUAGACCAUUUCUGUACUAGAUAGUGUGUUGAGUCUUCUUGUAGAUGAGCAAACAUGGUCUCCUUAACCACAAUCACUUUUUGUCUCUUAAUUUUUGAAGUUAUUAGUGUAACGUAGAUUUUACUAAAUAACAUUUUUCGUUUCCUAAUUUCUUAGUUGUGUCGAUAUUUUUCAUAGAUUUAGUGUUUUGUGGUUUAGUAUUCAGUUUCUUCACUCA